GUCGCUUUUGCAAAGGCUGCCUGCGGUAAGGCCGAUCCUCGCUCAUGGCGCACGGGAAAGCAAAGGAAGGGGAUGGCAACUGGAAGAAAUUUAUCUGGAAUUCAGAGAAGAAGGAGUUUCUCGGGAGGACCGGAGGCAGUUGGUUUAAGAUCCUUCUCUUCUAUACGAUCUUCUACGGCUGCUUGGCAGGUAUCUUCAUUGGGACCAUCCAAGUCAUGCUGCUCACAGUCAGUGAGUUCGAGCCCAAGUAUCAGGACCGAGUUGCACCUCCAGGAGUGUCAAGUAUUCCUCAGGUACUUAAAAUGGAAAUUUCCUUUGAACCUGGUAACCCCACAACAUACGACAAGUACGUGAAGCUCAUGGACAACUUCCUGAAGCAUUAUGAUUCGGAAUAUCAGAAAGAAACCGAUACGGAUUUUGAUUCUUGUCCAACUGUUCCUAGUGGAUAUAUAGAGAGAGGUAAAUAUGAUGAGAGUGCAGGCACAAAGAAAUCAUGCAGGUUCAGUCGUGCCUGGUUGGAGAACUGCUCUGGAUUAAAUGAUACCUCUUAUGGUUACAAAGACGGCAAGCCAUGUGUCAUCAUCAAGCUCAACAGAGUUCUGGGAUUCAAACCCAAGCCACCAAACAAUGAUUCCAUCCCAGAAGAGCUGAAAGCAAGAUACAAUCAGUUUCUCAUUCCUGUCCACUGUGCUGCUAAGAAAGCGGAAGAUGUUGACAAAAUCGGCAUUGUGGAAUACUAUGGCAUGGGAGGCUAUGCUGGAUUUCCUCUGCAAUACUACCCGUAUUAUGGCAAGCUCCUUCAGCCCAAGUACCUCCAGCCCCUUAUGGCAGUCCAGUUCAUGAACCUAACCAAGGACAUGGGGGUGCGUAUCGAAUGCAAGGCCUAUGGUGAGAACAUCCACUACAGUGACAAAGACCGUUUCCAGGGACGUUUUGACGUGAAAUUUGAGAUUAAAAGAAGCUGAUCACAGGCAUCUCUCUCUCUCUUUUCCUCUUAGCCAUGUAAAAGUUAAAAAAAAGACAAAACCUACUAGUCUUGAACAAAACUGUCAUACAUAUGGGACCUACACGUAAUCUAUAUGCUUUACACUAGCUUUCUGCAUUUAACUAGGUUAGAAUGUAAACUUAAAAGUGUAGCAAUAGCAACAAAGAUAUUUAUUCUACUGUAAAUGACAAA
Messenger RNA from Euleptes europaea (tarantolino), 1177 nucleotides. It is a transcript of the gene ATP1B1, whose product is annotated as ATPase Na+/K+ transporting subunit beta 1. NCBI's taxonomy places the organism in Eukaryota, Metazoa, Chordata, Lepidosauria, Squamata, Sphaerodactylidae. The coding region runs from base 45 to 965 and encodes 306 amino acids. The transcript is spliced from 6 exons. Gene Ontology annotation, molecular function: ATPase activator activity. Gene Ontology annotation, biological process: intracellular sodium ion homeostasis; sodium ion export across plasma membrane; intracellular potassium ion homeostasis. The record is from RefSeq and is a predicted model, not a curated record. Gene Ontology annotation, cellular component: sodium:potassium-exchanging ATPase complex.